Molecule: messenger RNA, 1767 nt
Organism: Salvia hispanica
Lineage: Eukaryota; Viridiplantae; Streptophyta; Magnoliopsida; Lamiales; Lamiaceae
Product: O-Glycosyl hydrolases family 17 protein
Biological process (GO): carbohydrate metabolic process
Molecular function (GO): hydrolase activity, hydrolyzing O-glycosyl compounds
Source: RefSeq, a predicted model, not a curated record
AUGAUUUAAAGUUUCAAACUUUAUACACUUCUGCUCAGUUCUGUUCUUCUCAGGAGGCCAACCACUGCCUUAAUGUGAAGUGAAGUAACCCAGAUUUUGUGAAAAUGGAAAGACUCCAUUUUUAUAGCAAAAUCCUAGUGCUUGUGGUGAGCUUGUCAGCGGCGGCGGAGGUGGCUGAAUCGGCGAUAGGGGUGAACUGGGGCACGAUUUCUCUCCACCGCCUCUCGCCUAAGAAUGUGGUGGAUCUUUUGAAGGACAACAAGAUUGAAAAAGUGAAGCUCUUUGAUGCCGACCCAGACUCCCUCAAGGCGUUGAUGGGCUCUGGGAUCCAAGUCAUGGUUGGGAUCCCUAACGAAAUGCUGGCUCUCCUCAGCUCCUCUCCCUCUGCUUGUGAUUUGUGGGUUGCUCAAAAUGUCUCCAAAUAUGUUGUCAAAGGCGGUGUUGAUAUCAAGUAUGUUGCAGUUGGAAACGAGCCGUUCCUGACUAGUUACUCUGGUCAAUUCCAAUCUUAUGUGGUGCCUACUAUGGUGAAUUUACAGCAGUCUCUGGCUAAAGCAAAUCUUGCAGGCACAGUGAAGUUGGUCGUCCCGUGCAAUGCUGAUGCCUAUGUAUCUAAUCUGCCAUCACAAGGAGCCUUUCGAGCCGAGCUCACACAGAUCAUGACGCAGAUUGUUUCUUUCCUCAACUCUAAUGGUUCGCCUUUCAUAGUGAAUAUAUAUCCCUUCCUAAGCAUGUAUGGGAACUCUGACUUUCCUCAAGAUUAUGCAUUCUUCGAGGGCACUACGCAUCCUGUGGUGGAUGGACCAAAUACCUACUACAAUGCGUUUGAUGGUAAUUUCGACACACUAGUGUCAGCCCUAAGCAAACUAGGGUAUCCUCAGAUGCCGAUUGUUAUAGGAGAGGUGGGUUGGCCGACAGAUGGUGCAUCCGGGGCAAAUCUCACUGCAGCGAGGGUUUUCAACCAGGGACUUGUUAAGAAUGUAUUGUCGAAUAAGGGAACUCCUCUAAGGCCAGGUGUCCCGCCUAUGGACGUCUAUCUUUUCAGUCUUCUCGACGAGGGGGCCAAGAGUACCCUUCCCGGGAACUUUGAGAGGCAUUGGGGCAUAUUCUCCUUUGAUGGACAGGCCAAGUACCGACUGAAUCUUGGCAAUGGAUAUUUGAAAAACGCGAAAGAGGUUAAGUAUCUUCCCUCCCGAUGGUGUGUUGCAAAUCCUAACCGGGAUCUUUCCACCGUGGCAAGCCACUUCAAGCUUGCUUGUAACUAUGCAGAUUGCACGACACUCAGCUAUGGGGGAUCCUGCAACGAUAUUGGUGAGAAGGGGAAUAUAUCGUAUGCUUUCAACAGCUAUUAUCAGGUGCAGAAGCAGAAUCCUCGAAGCUGUGAGUUUGAUGGGCUUGGGAUGAUCACUAUGUUGGAUCCUUCGAUUGGCGACUGCAGAUUUCUUGUUGGUGUCACAGAUGAGAAAUCUCUAGGCUUUAGGUCCGACAGCAGAUGGGGUGUAUUCUUGCUAGUUGCUUGUUGGGCGCUUCUCGUGAUUUUCAUGUGACUCGGAGGUUUUGAAGUGGGGUUUUCAGGGUUCCCUCUUCUGUAAUGUCCCGGUUAGCGAAAGAAAAAGAUAAGAUACUGCACAUAAAUAUCACUAUAGAUGUAUUGAUUAGAAGAUUGGUUGGGGUUAGUAUGGUUAUUGUUGAGUUGUGAGAGUAUUGACUAUUGAGCUUCUGUACUAUUAUAGCACUAUAUUUAUUGAAGAUUUUUAUUCAAUUUGA